Messenger RNA from Pocillopora damicornis (cauliflower coral), 1422 nucleotides. RefSeq lists its product as uncharacterized. Gene Ontology annotation, cellular component: cytoplasmic dynein complex; cytoplasm. Gene Ontology annotation, molecular function: dynein intermediate chain binding. The record is from RefSeq and is a predicted model, not a curated record. NCBI's taxonomy places the organism in Eukaryota, Metazoa, Cnidaria, Anthozoa, Scleractinia, Pocilloporidae. Gene Ontology annotation, biological process: microtubule-based movement.
UAUUGCUUCUUCAAGAGCCUUUCGUUGUCAAUCAAAUUCUCCUCGUCUGUCAUAAGGUUAAUGAAAAACCAAAAAGGAAACAAAUUAUGAGCUAAUCAAAAGACUGAUAUCGGUAUUUGAAGCUCGCAAAAUCGUGUAAGUUUUCGCCUUGUUUCAUCACGUUUCUAAUUGGAGGGAAAUCUUUGGAUAAUGAGUAACAAGACUGGGACAAGAAGUCCAGCGGCAAGAUUAAGAAGUUUGGCUUUGAGUAGGUCUGUUGGUAGACCAAAACUACGAAAAGCUUUGUCGGUAAACAGCGAAAGUGAGCUAUUAAAGGCAGUCGCUGGGACUUCCCUUACGACAGGCAAAGAUUUCGGCGUGAGCAAAACCCCGCCUUUACAAAGGAAAGCACUAAGUGCCUCUGAAAAUGUACUUUCAAUCAAGUUACAAGCCAGUUCAUUUAAGGAAUACGACAGAGAAAUCACGACUUCAAGCAACCAUGCGGAAAACGUCGGUAAACAGCCAAGGAGUGGCAAAGAGUAUCAAAAAACAAACAGUUUGGAUCGUAAGGAUUUAAACUCGAAAAUACAAGAGAUAAUUCGCCAGAGUUUGUCUGCGCACCUCGAAAGUAUGGAAUACAAUCACGAAAUCUGCGGCAGCAAGUGUAGAACUAUAAGCCAAUCAAUAGAGAAAGGUGUCAAAUCUCUUUACAAUACUCAAUACAAAAUUACAGCUCUGGUUUACAUCGGCGCUAUUCGAGACCGAGGAAUUGAAAUCUCUAGCCAAUGUGUUUGGAAUCCGAAGACAGAUAACUUUGCGAUGGCAACACUUGACACCAAUUCGCUGUUUGCAACAGGGAUUGUUUUUGCUACGUUAUUCAAUGAUGACUAGAUGUUUGCCCGCCGAUUUUUAGUUCGUGAGGGAAUCUUGGCUCUCCCGCAGGAGUUGUUAUUAUUUUUUCACUUCAAAAAUAUCAACAAUAGAAAGAAACAGUGGGAGACAAGUUGAAAGAGUUAUUCAUUGAUAGGGAGAUAAUUGAUGGUGCGAUUAAAAUUAAAAAUGAGAAUGCUGUUGUAAAUUGUUUGAAAAUAGGCAGCGAGGCGCUUCAUUAAUCUUAAUUGUUUCUCAAGGUUCAAUAUCUCAGGAGAACAAAGAACUAAGUUCUCGAGUCCUUUCUUUCAAAGAAAGUCAUGAAGUGUAAAUGGUCAGAACUUUUAAUUUCAGUUUUAAGUUUUCAAUGUCAGUAUUUCGAGACUGCGUAGAACCAACAGGAGUUUUACAGUUUAUCGUAUCAAACUCAAUAAACAAAUUAAGGCCAUAUUCUAAAGCCAAAAUGCAUUUGUGUAACUUAUUUGGAUAAUUUAUUCACGUUGAAUCCACUGUUUGACUUUUUCGAAAGCGAGACUCAUCCACUGUGAAAAGAUUGAAAGUUUAUUCAGUUGA